AUGGUACUAGCACUAGAAAGAGAGGACAGGACGGAGCGUAAAGGAAAGUUGAAAAGAUGUUGCUCAGCAUGUAGUAUUGGACAAAGGUGUAUCAAAUUAAACGGAGAACAAGAGCCCGAAUUAAAUGAUUUAUUUAAUCCACCUUAUAGAGUGGAGAGACAAGGUUCGGCCGGGGCUCCCAGUCCACCCCCAGGCGAACAAGAGGAAGAAAUUCCACAAGUUAUUUAUAAAGAAAGCCAAACACCCGGUGCCACACAAGGAAACACAAAAACUGCCAUUACGGCUCCAAAUAGUCCGGUGUCUUCACGCACCAGACAGAAGUCUAUUUUACAGGCACCCCUCCGAGAAGCUGUAAAUCCGGACGGAGGAACAAUGAAAAUAAAAGUUCCGUUCACGGGCGCUGAUCUGAGAGAAUGGAAAGAGGCUGCCCGAGAAUACCGUAAUGAUCCGAUAAAGACGGCACAGAAUUUUAAAUUUCUAAUAAAACAGCACAAUCCUGACUGGAGUGAUAUACAAUUAUUAUUAGAUUGUUUGACUGAAACUGAAAAACAAUUAGUCAUAAAAACAGCGGGGGAUCUCGCAAAGGAACAUUAUAAUAUAAAGGGAGAUAAUUAUAGAGAAUGGUUUCCUUUGUUGGACCCGGAAUGGGACCCAAACCGAGCCGCUGAAAUGGGAAGAUUACAAGCAUACCAGGAAUGGAUAUUCAGAGGAAUGGAGAAAGCAAUUCCUAGAACAAUAAAUUGGGCAGCGUUAUAUGAGGUCAGACAGGGUCCUUCUGAAACACCUUCAGAAUUCUUAGACAGAAUAAGAGAUGCAAUGCGCCGGCACACGUCUCUGGACCCAAAUUCGGAGGUAGGCACACAGCAACUAAUAUCCCUCUUUUUAGGACAAUCACAGGGGGAUAUUAGGCGCAAGUUGCAAAAAUUGAGACCUCCUGAAAAUAGAGACUUGGAAAAAUUAGUAGAGGAAGCAUGGAGAAUAUUUAGUAAUCGAGAAGAAGGUUACAAGCAGGACCAAAAGAAAAUAUUAGCAGUAGUAAGAGAAAAUGAGAAUCAAAAAUCUAAAGUUAAAUCAAGGUGUGGGCUGACACCCCUGGCCGACCCAUUAAUAAAAUUAAAAUUAGGAGAAGAACAGGAGGAGGUGGAAUUUUUAAUAGACACAGGAGCCACCUAUUCGGUUUUGAACCAGGCUUUAAUGCCUUUGGGAAAUGAUUAUGUUUCAGUAAAAGGUGCAACUGGCCAAACUGAAAAGGCUUAUUUUUGUAAACCUUUAAAAUAUAAGUUGGGAAAACAGAUGGGGAUCCAUAAAUUCCUAUUUAUGCCAAAUUCCCCAAAGGCCCUUCUUGGUAGAGACUUAUUAGAACAAUUGGAGGCAACAAUCAAAUUUUAAAAAGGGGAAGUUACUCUGGAGGUAAAUAAUCAUCAAUACAUACAGGUUAUGAGCCUAUCUCUGGCCAAUACUCCUAUAAAAAGGGAAAUUGAUACCAGGAUUAUUGAUCAGGUAUAUCCCGGAGUAUGGGCAAUUGACAUACCGGGACGUGCCAAGAAUGCAUCACCUGUAAUAGUAAAAUUGAAGGACGGACAGAGUGCGGUAAGAAUUAAACAAUACCCACUGAAAAGGGAAGAUAGGGAAGGAAUUCGUCCAAACAUAGAGCGAUUCAUAGAACUAAAACUACUAAAAGAAUGUGAGUCAGAAUUUAACACACCUAUCCUCCCAGUUAAAAAACCUGAUGGGUCUUAUAGGAUAGUUCAAGAUUUAAGGGCCAUUAACAGAAUAACAGAGGAUCUGUAUCCUGUAGUAGCUAACCCCUAUACCUUACUUACCACCCUGACACCUGACCUAGCUUGGUUCACAGUUUUAGACUUAAAAGAUGCCUUCUUUUGCCUCCCUCUCCAUGAAGCCAGCCAAAGAAUUUUUGCUUUUGAAUGGGAAAAUCCCAGAAGCGGUCGAAAGACCCAGCUCACAUGGACGGUGUUGCCACAGGGGUUUAAAAAUAGCCCCACAAUUUUUGGAAACCAAUUAGCAAAGGAUUUGGAGUUAUGGGAACCACCGUCAGAAGAAGGGAAAGUGUUACAAUAUGUAGACGAUCUUCUUAUUGCAACCAGAACCGAAGAAUCUUGUAUUAUUUGGACUGUGAGUCUGCUGAACUUUCUGGGACUACAGGGAUAUCGAGUUUCUAAGAAGAAGGCACAGGUGGUGUUACAACAGGUCACAUACCUGGGGUACGAGAUCAGUGCCGGACAACGGGUCCUGGGGAAGGCCCGAAAAGAAGCCAUAUGCCAAGCCCCCCGACCACGAACUGUAAAGGAACUGCAGACAUUUCUGGGAAUGACAGGAUGGUGCCGGCUUUGGAUAUGUAAUUAUGGCUUGCUUGUUAAACCAUUAUAUUCCCUGAUAGCAGCUAAUCAGAAGGAUCUUCAGUGGGAUGCUGAAUCAGACAGAGCUUUCCAUGAACUGAAGAAAGCCUUGAUGUCGGCACCAGCACUAGGACUUCCUGAUGUGAGUAAGCCAUUUUUCCUAUUUUCCCAUGAGAAACAGGGAAUGGCAUUAGGAAUACUGGCACAAGAUUUGGGACCAUACAGACGGGCAGUGGCAUACUUCUCUAAACAGCUGGAUGCCACUGCAAAAGGGUGGCCUGGUUGCCUGAGAGCAGUAGCAGCCGUCAUCCUAAACAUCCAAGAGGCCCGGAAGUUUACCCUGGGCCAGAAAAUGACUGUCUUAGUAUCCCACACAGUGUCUGCAGUCCUUGAAACAAAAGGGGGGCAUUGGCUCUCCCCACAGAGAUUCCUAAAAUACCAGGCCAUAAUGGCGGAACAAGAUGAUGUUGAGAUCGUGACUACAAACAUCGUCAAUCCAGCCUCAUUUCUUAAUGGGAAUAUUGGAGAAUCAGUCGAUCAUGACUGUCUAGAAACAAUCGAAGCCACUUAUUCUAGUCGGACAGAUCUCAAGGAUGUUCCUAUUAAUGGAGCUGAACAUUGGUUCACGGAUGGGAGCAGCUAUAUGCUGAAUGGAAAGCGACAUUCCGGAUAUGCUGUUACAACCUCUGAAGAAGUGAUAGAAUCGGGGCCGCUACCGGCUGACACUUCGGCACAGAAGGCUGAAAUCAUAGCCCUUACUCGAGCUCUGGAAAGAGCUCGGGGAAAACCUAUAAAUAUUUGGACUGAUUCUAAAUAUGCCUUUGGAGUGGUACAUGCUCAUGGAGCAAUAUGGAAAGAAAGGGGACUGUUAAACUCCCAAGGAAAAAUCAUCAAACAUGCGGAAGAAAUUUUGAAACUCCUAAAUGCGGUCCAGCUUCCUGAAAGGGUGGCAAUUAUGCACAUUAAGGCACACAAGAAAGUGAGCACAGAAUUGGAAAGAGGAAAUGAACUGGCAGACAGGGAAGCAAAACAGGCAGCCAGAAAAGCAAUCAAGGUAGAGGGUGCGCUAAUACCCGACGGACAAAUAUCUCUAGAAGGUAAACCAGACUAUACUAAAGAAGAUCGCAAACUGAUUUCUGACCUAAAGGGAUCAUAUAAUGAGGAAGGGUGGGCUAUAAUCUCACAUGGGAGAAUAGUGAUUCCUUCCUACAUGGUAUGGUCAGUAGUCAGGGAAGAACAUAGAAAAAGGCACUGGGGGGCAGAAGCUCUAUAUAAGGAUCUCACUAAAAACAUAAUAGCACGAAAUUUGUAUACUACUAUUAGACAAGUAACCCAACAAUGUGAUCUUUGUCUCCAGACUAAUCCUAAGAUUACCAAGGGGCCAAAGUUGGGAAAAAUUGGGAGAGGAAAUGUUCCUGGGCAACACUGGCAGAUCGAUUUCUCGGAACUUCCUAGAAAAGGGGGGUAUCGAUAUUUAUUGGUACUAGCAGAUACCUUUUCAGGUUGGCCAGAAGCCUUCCCGUGCAGAACUGCUAAAGCCCGGGAAGUGACCAAAAUACUACUCCAAGAGAUAAUACCUAGGUUUGGAGUCCCAGCGGUAAUGUCCUUGGAUAGAGGACCACAUUUUGUGUCCAGAAUAGUGCAACAGAUUAGCCACCAUCUAGGAAUAGAUUGGCAAUUACAUACCCCAUACCGACCACAAUCGAGUGGCCAGGUGGAAAAGAUGAAUCAUCUAAUCAAACAACAGAUUGUCAAGUUAGGCCAAGAAACAAAUCUAACUUGGCCCCAGUCUUUGCCAUUAGCCCUUACACGAAUUCAAACUAGACCGAGAGCAAAAGAGGGGCUUAGCCCAUUUGAAAUUUUAUAUGGACGACCCUAUGGGGUACAAAAGGGGAUGUCUUCACAGAUUGGUGAAGAAACAAUGACUUCCUAUAUGGUGGCACUAAACAAACAAUUAAUAAGAAUUAAGAAGCAUGUGAUGGGAACACGCAGUAGGGGUCUGGAUGGACCUGUUCACGAUAUACGACCAGGGGACUAUGUAUACGUUAAGUGUUUUGCAGAUAAAACCCUGGAACCACAGUGGACCGGACCUUUUCAAGUCCUACUCACCACCUACACUGCAAUCAAGGUUGAGGGACAGAAUUCUUGGAUUCACCAUACCCGGAUUAAGAAAGCCCCUGCAACUUCGUGGAAAGUAACCCCAGAUAAAAAAGAACUGAAACUCAAAUUUACUCGGACAAAUGGGAACAAUGUGGGUGGCAAGUAAGUGAACCUGAGCGGUUGCGGAUCCACCAUAUGGGAAGGGCACCACAACAAACAAUAUAGAACAAGAGUCGGGGACUGAGCCAGUGGCCAGUCUUGCCCAACUUGUUAUUAGUAAGCCCCAACUCAAACAAAGAUAUUUUUGAUCAAAACAGAUUUUAACGUUUAGAUUCUUAAAAUGAUCAA
Falco peregrinus (peregrine falcon) is the source of this 4805-nucleotide messenger RNA. RefSeq lists its product as uncharacterized. Lineage: Eukaryota; Metazoa; Chordata; Aves; Falconiformes; Falconidae. The record is from RefSeq and is a predicted model, not a curated record. Gene Ontology annotation, biological process: DNA integration; proteolysis; virion assembly. The transcript has 2 exons. Gene Ontology annotation, molecular function: aspartic-type endopeptidase activity; nucleic acid binding; RNA-DNA hybrid ribonuclease activity.